This is a messenger RNA of Eimeria maxima, 261 nucleotides long. RefSeq lists its product as hypothetical. The record is from RefSeq and is a predicted model, not a curated record. The transcript is spliced from 4 exons. Bases 1 to 261 code for a protein of 86 amino acids. NCBI's taxonomy places the organism in Eukaryota, Apicomplexa, Conoidasida, Eucoccidiorida, Eimeriidae.
AUGCAGGGGGGCCCCCCUGCUGUCUUGGGGGGGCCCCUCCUGCUGCACUACAAAGUACCCUCUUCUUCCCUCCUUAAGGAAUGUGGGGUGAAACCAGGAGGGAGUGUACAUCCAUCAAUAGAAUGGCAAGAGGCAGGAGCACAAGUUGUACAAGAAGUUCAACAUUUUAUGAGUGUAGCCAACUUUAGUGACUCCAUAUACCGCCGGCUGCUAGAUGAAGAAGAAGCUGAGGAUACACCUCAACAUACGUCAGACCCGUGA